CGGACGCUCGGGGGACCCCACCGCGCGGACCGAAGUGGCCACCCCCGCUGGGUGUGCGGACGUAGGGUCUGCCUGCGCGCGCGGCGGGAGCAACUCGGAGCGAGGCGCCGUCGCCUCCCCGCCGGGCCAUGGGCUGGCGGGCCCAGGGCGCCGGGCCCUGCGGCUGCUUGCGCCCCUAGCCGGCUGCCUCGUUCCCGCGCGCGGCUCGGCCUCGCAUCCUUCUCCGCCUGGACGGCGCCGGGGAGCGAAGCGCUGCGCUGCGGUCUCCGGGAUGUGCCCGUCUGAGAUGGGGACGCUGUGGCACCACUGGCCCCCCGUGCUCAUCAGCCUGGCCGCCCUGUUCUCCAAAGGACUCUUGCAGCCAAAUUUGCUAUUUAUAAGUGAAGGAACUUCAGAGACAGAUCUGUGACCGAAAGCCGCGGGAUCCUCGAGAGCAUCCAGAGGUUCUCCUUGCUGCCCACCUACCUCCCUGUGACCUACCACAUCAAUAACGCCGACGUGUCCUUCUUCUUGAAGGAGGCCAACCAAGACAUCAUGAGGAACUCCAGCCUGCAGUCCCGCGUGGAAUCCUUCCUCAUCUACAGGGCCAGGCGGCCGCCCGUGCUCAACGCCAGCUACGGCCCUUUCUCCAUUGAGCAGGUGGUGCCCCAGGACCUGCUGCUGCCCUCCAGCCCAUUUGGAUUCUCAAGCAAGUUCUCUCUGAACUGGAAGCUGAAGGCCCACAUCCUGCGGGACAAGAUCUACCCGAGCCAGCCAUCGGUGCAGGUCCUGUUCCACGUGGUGGGCAGAGGCUGGGACGAGCCGGGUGCUGAGGAGCGGCUGCCCUGCCUGCGGGUGUUUGCUUUCCGGGAGACCCGAGAGGUGAGGGGCAGCUGCCGGCUGGCGGGGGGCCUGGGGCUGUGCGUUGCGGAGCUGGAGCUCCUGGCCGGCUGGUUCAGCGCCCCCACGGUGGUGGCCGGGAGGAAGAGGUCAGGAGAACCACCCGAGGGCAGCCCUGUCGAGCUCUAUUACACCGUGCAGCCCGGGGACGGGCGAGGGGACUGUGCCAGGGAGGCCCCCAGGAGCGGCAAUGGUGUCCGCUCAGGCCACAAUGACAUUGACGAGUCAGGGCCGCCCCUGCAGAGGAUUGGGAGCAUCUUUCUCUAUCAGACGCCCAGCCAGCCUCCCCUGCGAGAGCUGCAGCUGGACAGCAAUGUGGCCAUCCGGUAUGUGCCCGGGGCCGUGCGCCGUGGGGCUUUGCUCACCUUCCCUGUGGCCAUCUCCAGGAACUCCACCCAAGACCGCUUCACGCUGAGGGCAAAGGUGAAGAAAGGCGUGAACAUCGUUGGUGUGAGAGCCAGCAGCCCUUCUGUUUGGGAGGUCAAGGACAGCACGGAUCAUACUGGGAAAUACGCACCCGCUGUUAUUGUUUGUCAGAAGAAAUCUGCUGGCUUGGAAAACAGUGCCCACGGCGCCUUCUAUGAAGUCAUGCAGAUCGACGUGGAAGUGGAGGAGCCCAGCGAUCCACCGGCCACACAGCUUGUCACGUGGCAAGUGGAAUAUCCAGGGGACAUCACAUCUGACUUGGGCAUAUCUAAGAUCUACGUGAGCCAAAAGGACGUGAUUGGCAUCGUGCCACUGGCCAUGGAGGCGGAGAUCCUGAACACAGCCAUCCUCACAGGGAAGGCGGUGGUGGUCCCAGUAAAGGUGGUCUCUGUGGAGGAGGAUGGCACCGUGACAGACCUGCUGAAGGCCGUGGAGUGCCGGUCAUCUGAUGAAGACGUGAUUAAGGUGUCUGACAGGUGCGACUACGUGUUUGUCAAUGGGAAGGAGAUGAAGGGCAGGGUGAAUGUGGCGGUGAACUUCACCUACCAGCACCUGAGCCGAGCUCUAGAGAUGACGGUGUGGGUGCCCUGGCUGCCGCUGCAGAUCGAGGUCUCAGACACUGAGCUCAACCAGGUCAAGGGCUGGAGAGUGCCCAUCGUCUCCAAUAAGAGGCCAGCCCGGGACAGCGAGGAGGAGGAGGAUGAGGACAGGCGGGGCAGAGGCUGCACCCUGCAGUACCAGCACGCCAUGGUGCGGGUCCUGACACAGUUUGUGGCCGAGGCAGCUGACCCUGGGGGGCACCUGGCCCACCUGCUGGGCUCAGACUGGCAGGUGGACAUCACGGAGCUGGUCAAUGACUUCAUGCAGGUGGAGGAGCCCCGGAUCGCCAAGCUGCAAGGCGGGCAAGUCCUGAGCGGCCAGGAGCUUGGCAUGACCACCAUUCAGGUCCUGUCACCUCUGUCAGAUGCCAUCUUGGCCGAAAAGACCGUCACUGUGCUGGACGAGAAGGUUACAAUCACAGACCUUGGAGUCCAGCUGGUGACAGGGCUGUCACUCUCCUUGCAGCUCAGCCCAGGAAGCAACAGAGCCAUCUUUGCCACCGCGGUAGCUCAAGAACUUCUGCAAAGGCCCAAACAGGAGGCAGCCAUCAGCUGCUGGGUGCAGUUCAGCGACGGCUCCAUCACACCCUUAGAUGUUUACGAUGGGGAAGAUUUCUCCUUGAUGGCCACAUCCCUGGACGAGAAGGUGGUCUCCAUCCGCCAAGACCCCAAAUUCAAGUGGCCUGUAAUCACUGCUGAAACUGAAGGGCAGGGCGCUCUGGUGAAGGUUGAAAUGGUUAUCAGUGAAUCUUGCCAGAAAUCUAAGCGGAAGAGUGUGCUAGCCAUGGGGACAGCUAACAUCAAAGUUAAGUUUGGCCAAAACGAUGCUAACUCCAACACCAGUGACAGCAGGCACACCAGGGCCAGAGUCCACCUAGAAAAUAAUGUUGGUGACAGAGGACCCAAAAAACCCUUGCCAGAAUGGGGGACUCAAGAGGGGCAGUACUACGGCAGCUCCUCCAUGGGAUUCAUGGAAGGAAGAGGCUUCACGACUGAGAGGUCAACCUUCCAGAAGAACAGCCAGGAAAGCCUUUCAGAUGAGCACAGCCACUCGCAGACCAUCCCCCUUGACCUCUCUACUUUCCCAGCCCAGGGGGACCUGCCCAGAAGCAGUGAUGAAAUGGAUGAGGAUGACCUCACCCAGGCAUCCAAAGGGCUGAGUGACUUGGAGAUUGGGAUGUACGCCCUGUUGGGCGUCUUCUGCCUGGCCAUUUUGGUCUUCCUGAUAAACUGUGUGACCUUUGCCUUGAAGUACAGGCACAAACAGGUUCCCUUAGAAGAACAGGAAGGCAUGAGUCACUCCCACGACUGGGUUGGGUUGAGCCACCAGACAGAGCUGCUGGAGAAUCACAUUAACUUUGCAUCCUCCCAAGAAGAGCAGAUCACCGCCAUCGACAGGCAUGUGGACUUAGAGGAGAGUAAGUACCUCCUCAGCACAGACUCCCAAAAGGACAUCAAUGGGCAGCUGUUCAAAUCUUCAGGACCCUCUGUCGCUGAUGGGAAAGAUCAGAAAGGUGAGCCCCCCACAUCCCCUACCUCAAAGAGGAAAAGGGUGAAAUUUACCACCUUCACCACCAUCUCCGUGGACGAGGGGUUCCCCACAGGGAACUCAGCAGCAGCAAGUCAUGAGGGUGCCAUGCACUGGGCAUGCCAGACCCCGGACCGUGGCGAAUGCCAAGAGCUGUACAGCUACAUGGAAAGGCUCCAUGAAGAUGUGUAAGCCAGACACCAAGACACUGGCUCUCACUCACCUUUCGGCCUUUAAUUUGGGGACGUGUGGCAAUGGUGUCCCUGGUGGAGGAAUGACAGGACAGGAUAAGGAUGAUGCUAUCAACAGAGUCCCCAAAAAUGACCCUGGCCCGGCCAGGGAGGCCCCGUCAGAAUCGAUGCCCCCGUGCUGGCAUACAAUGGCUUGGUCCAUGUUCAGAGGUCCAUCGUGCAUGGCACGGUUUCUAGAACUUGGAAGAAAAUGAGUUCUGAAUCCCUAGCCUUGGAGAAUUUUAAGGAAAAGACAAUCCUCUCUCUCCACCUCUCUCUUCAAUCAAAGCAAUUUGGAUAAAGCCCACAUGGUCCCAACAUUCAAUACUGCAGAUGAGGGCAGAGAAGGGAGGGGCUCAGACCGAGCACUCGUGGAUUGGUGGGAGAAAGUGUGUCCUGGAAUCAGAGCAGCGCCCGACUGCGAGCGUGAUGUUGGCAGAGUGGUGCUACCUCAGCCUGAGGAGGCUCCUGUGCGUGUUAUUACUGCCCAAGAAGGGGUCGCCGCAGGCCCAGGUGUGAACAGCCCAGGGCCAUUGCAGCCUGAAAGAGGAGUGGCACUAGGCCACAGAUACCUUUGGAGUUGGAUGCCAGGAACAAACGAACAAAGGCCUCUGCGCCAUGCAGAGCACACUGUUAUUUGCCAACUCAGAGUAUGGGCAUGGCAUGCAGUCAGGUUUCAAGAACUGGCUCAUUCUGGCAAGUUUACUAUGUUGUCAUGUGUGCCCCUCUACCAUGUCCCUGCCCUCUGAAGGGCCUUGGGCCCCUGUGAGCCGUGGGUCUCACUCCUGGGUCUUUCCUUCUCCACGUGAUCUGGCAUCUGCAGAGAAGCCCCACUGCAUGUCCUUCGGACAGGCUGGUCUUUGAGGGGCAGGAGGCCUCACAAUGAGUCUAACAGCCAGUGACAUCCUGGGAUGACAAGAGGACUGUUUUGGGACAUCUGUGGACAGCCACAUCAGGGCUCUGGCCCAGGGCUGCAGAGACAAAUGUGGUUGUCUGCAGGGAGGGCAUGGGGUGAGGAGGGCCGGCCCCUGGGCACACUCAGAGGUGUGCCAGGUAGGAAGCCGGCAGAGUGGAAGGCUCCCCCUUCAGAGAGGUGCAGAGAGAAAGGGUGGCUGUGUCAGCGUUUGGGUCCCAAGUCAGUCCCAGAAAGUUUCACGUUGCCUGACACCAGAAUGACUCUUUUAAGUGUCUCUAAAAUCCCAGAGAUGCAAAGAUCACUGGAAUGGAGGUGAGGGGCGGGGAGGGCUCCAAUCCCAGCCCGCUCCUGCUCCCGGGCUCAGAGUGGCGCCACCCUGGGGCCACGGGGAGGAAGAAGCAGCACCCGGAGGCCCUGUGUCCCAUCCUUUCCCUGCUCUUUGGUUCUUCUCCAGUUUCUUUGUCUCUCUGAACCCAUUUCGCUGCUCCCUCUGCCUCUCUUUGCCCCUGUCUCCCUCACCCACUCUGUCUCUCUCUCUGCAUAGAUUUGAGUCCUCCUUACACUGCGUGUAAACCGCACUGGCUGACCCUGCCCACCGGGCACGUGCCCUCUACUGAGGGGCUAUCCGUUGCUCUAAGAUGGGAUUCCAGCAGCCAAAAGCCACCUGCUCUUGUCCCCAAGUUUACUUACCUUGUCUGCUUGGCGAUUAAACUAUCACCCGUUUUCAAUGCUAAUCCUUUGCUCUCUGUGGCCUCUUCAUUUUUCUAGCCAUUUUUACCACGUGAUGAUCCAUUUCACCCGGCAGCCACUGCCCACUCUCAAAUCCACCUAGUACAGAAUGGAUUGUCGAGGGUAAGAAUGUAAUAUAUAUUUAUAAACUUACCGACUGUAAAUAUAAAGUUUGCAUUCAGUGGCUUUAUGGCUGUCCUUUGUCUCUCUACACACUGACCCCCUUCAGGGGAUUGGUGUCAAUUGCAAAUGACUCUCCAAGCACUGUGGCUUUUGGUAAAUGAAAAUGCAGCUUAAGGAUCCCAGCACAAUCCAAUUACACUCUUACAUGGUGUAAUGCUGCUCUCUCCAUUGAGGCAAUGUUGACACAUGAUGACAAAGUGCAUUGUGUACUAAGUAUCUCUCCUUCAGGACCUGAAAGGAUUUGCAAAUAAAUCACAUGUGCAAUUCUCUGCUAAAAGCCUGCUGACUGAUGGUGGUAAGUGAGAACCAUGGCAGGCGAGCAUAUCUCCUAGCCUCCUGUUGGACGGGAGCCAGGAAAAUUGCUCUGUCCUCUCUCUGGAUCUCACAUGUGCAUUCAGGUGUCAGCUUCCUAAGGCAUGCCCGUGGUGACUCCCAUUCAACACCACUGAACUUUAGAUUCCUCUAAUAAUCAAAUGCAGCCCAAAGACGAUGCCACAGGAAAAGAAAGUGCAUGGAAUCCUUGCAUUCAUGCAAACAGUAUCAAGGGAUGGAUCACUCCCUUAUUCAGCUGGUGUUUAUUGAGCACCCACUAUGUGUUAGGAGCUACUGAAAGCGCUGGAGAUACAGCAGUAAACAAGACCGGCCCAGGUCUACUCUAAGGACCUUACCUCUAGUGGGGGUGGAGGAGAUGAAAACAAACAAAAUAAUGUCCAGAUGUUAUAACUUGUGUAAAGGAUGCUGCAACAGAUGACAGGAUAGACAAAGAUUGAGUCAACAUUUAACACUUUGGCCAUAUCAUCUGAAAAUCUGGAUUUCUGUCUUCUCUCGAAAAUUCAGACACUGGCAAAAGGGGGCUUAUGCCACCCAGCUUGGCCCUAAUCAGACACCCUGGUCUUGCUGCUCUUGCCUGCAGCCUUGACGCGAGGUCCCUGCACACCCAGAGGGCCUCCCGACCCCGUUGCCCUUGGUCUCGCCACUUUUCUUAGUAGGGAACUUUUUCUCCCCGGUAACGUCUACAUUCAAAAGUGUGGAAAACAAAUGUAGGCCAAGGGAACUGAGUGCUCUCUAGACAGUUAGGAGCAAAGUACGUUGCUCUAUGGAAGCGAGAAUAUGCCUGUGUGUCUGCUAGGAAGUUAAGAAUGUCGCCUAAAGAACACCACUUAGUAUGGCACUGUCGUACAACCCGUAACAUGACCUGUGUGCCCAGAAAAGGAAAUGAGACGAGUCUUAACCAACGGAUAUCUCAACCGGUGUCUCUUUCAUGUGAAUAAAGUGCUGUUGCUUGGUUUCUCUUGCACCCAGCCUGCAGCAUGGUUUCUGACCACAGUACCCUGGGGCAGGGAGCUCGCUGCCUGCCCAGGGUCACCACCCCUGCCAGCAGAGACCAUGGCUUCUCACGGUGCCCCAGAGGGAAGUGGACUACCAAUGCAGCCCCACCAGCUGCAUCAGGGUGCUGGGCUGCCUACCGAAAU
Molecule: messenger RNA, 6962 nt
Organism: Manis pentadactyla (Chinese pangolin)
Lineage: Eukaryota; Metazoa; Chordata; Mammalia; Pholidota; Manidae
Gene: TMEM132D
Product: transmembrane protein 132D
Exons: 10
Coding region: 535-3624 (1029 amino acids)
Source: RefSeq, a predicted model, not a curated record